Molecule: messenger RNA, 7858 nt
Organism: Clunio marinus
Lineage: Eukaryota; Metazoa; Arthropoda; Insecta; Diptera; Chironomidae
Source: the annotation of a GenBank genome assembly
AAGUCAGAAGGUCAGCUGAAAGACACUGAAUUAAGAAUCUUCAGCUUUUUCACUCAAUUCGUAUUUUUCUGUUGAAGUAAAAAGAUCCAUCCGUCUCUUAGUUUGGAGGAUCUUGCAUCAGAAAGCAUCUAAAUUGUAGAAAGUGUUAAAGUUCAAUUCAAUCUAUCAAAAUUCCAGUGUAUUUAACAUCAACAUGACCGACGAAGUCCAGAAAUUCAUCACGCGUGGCAGUCGCAAAGGACAUGGCAUUGCCGUCUUCACCAGUGGUGGUGACUCCCAAGGAAUGAACGCUGCUGUUCGUGCAGUUGUUCGUAUGGGAAUUUACUUAGGAUGCAAGGUUUAUUUCAUCAAAGAAGGCUAUCAAGGAAUGGUCGAUGGUGGUGAAAACAUUGCUGAAGCCAAUUGGGCAGCAGUUUCAAGUAUUAUCCAUCGUGGUGGAACUGUCAUUGGAUCAGCCCGUUGCAUGGACUUCAAAGAGCGCUGGGGUCGCUUGAAGGCUGCUGAGAAUCUCGUUAAACGUGGAAUUACUAAUUUAGUCGUCAUUGGUGGUGACGGUUCUUUAACCGGAGCCAACUUAUUCCGUGUUGAGUGGUCGAGUCUCUUAGACGAACUUCUUCAGACUGGUAAGAUCACAAAUGAAGAGCGACAGAAGAACAAAUCACUCCACAUCGCUGGUAUGGUUGGAUCCAUUGACAACGAUUUCUGUGGAACCGACAUGACCAUUGGCACUGACUCAGCUUUGCAUCGCAUCAUUGAAGCUAUUGAUGCCAUUGUAUCGACUGCAUACUCGCAUCAAAGAACAUUCAUCAUGGAGGUCAUGGGAAGACAUUGCGGUUACUUGGCUUUGAUUUCCGGUGUCGUCACGGAAGCCGAUUAUGUUUUCAUUCCAGAAUCGCCACCACCCACUGAUUGGGCAAGAAAAUUAUGCGAUAAAUUGAUGCAGGCAAGUUAUUUAGCUGUAGUCGCUGCUUUAGCUAGCGAAGCUGAUUAUGUUUUCAUACCAGAAGACCCGGUUAAAACCGACUGGAAGGAUCAUCUCUGCAAAAAAUUACUUCAGGAGCGUUCAUCUGGUCAACGUUUGAACAUUAUCAUCGUUGCCGAAGGUGCAACAGAUCGCGAAGGAAAUCCAAUUACUGCUGAAAUGGUGAAAAAAGUCGUUGUUGAUGAAUUGGCACAAGACACAAGAAUUACUGUGUUAGGUCACGUUCAACGUGGUGGAAAUCCAUCAGCUUUCGAUCGUGUCUUGGGUUGUCGUAUGGGAGCUGAAGCUGUAAUGGCAUUAAUGGAAGCAACUGACGACACUGAACCUUGUGUCGUUUCCUUGGAUGGAAAUCAGGCUGUUCGUGUUCCAUUAAUGGAAUGUGUUGAACGUACACAAGCAGUUGCAAAGGCAAUGUCGGAAAAGAAGUUUGAUCUUGCUGUUGAAUUGCGUGGGCGUUCAUUCACAAGAAAUUUGGAAACUUAUAAAAUGUUGACACGUUUGAAGCCACCAAAAGAUGCUUUCGAUGCUCAAGGAAAGGGCAAAGAAGGCUAUACACUUGGUGUUAUGCACAUUGGAGCUCCAGCUUGCGGAAUGAAUGCAGCAGUUCGUUCAUUCGUGCGAAAUUCGAUUUAUCGUGGUGACACUGUUUAUGGAAUUCACGAUGGUAUUGAAGGUUUAGUGUCUGGCCAUAUAACAAGAAUGGAUUGGGGUGACGUCACUGGAUGGGGCGGGCAAGGUGGAGCUUUCUUGGGCACCAAGCGAACAUUACCAGAAGGGAAAUUCAAGGAAAUUGCCAGUCGUUUGCGUGAAUUUAAGAUUCAGGCUUUGCUUGUUAUUGGUGGCUUUGAAGCUUAUCAUUCAUUGGGUCAAUUGGUUGAUCAACGCGACAACUACUCUGAAUUUUGCAUCCCAAUGGUCAUCAUCCCAUCAACAAUCUCGAAUAAUGUUCCUGGCACUGAAUUCUCACUUGGAUGCGAUACGGGUUUAAAUGAAAUUACCGAAAUUUGCGAUCGUAUUCGUCAAUCAGCUCAGGGAACAAAACGUCGUGUGUUUGUAAUUGAAACAAUGGGCGGUUAUUGCGGAUAUUUGGCAACAGUUGCAGGUCUUGCUGGCGGUGCUGAUGCUGCUUAUAUCUUUGAAGAGAAAUUCUCAAUUAAAGACUUACAACAAGACGUUUAUCACAUGGCAUCAAAGAUGGCUGAUGGCGUUCAACGUGGAUUAAUUUUGCGAAAUGAAAAAGCAAAUGAAAAUUACAAUACAGAUUUUAUUCAUCGUUUGUAUUCAGAAGAAGGUAAAGGAUUAUUCUCAUGUCGUUCUAAUAUCCUUGGCCAUAUGCAACAAGGUGGAUCUCCAUCACCAUUUGAUCGUAAUAUGGGAACGAAAAUGGCAGCUAAAGCUGUUGAAUGGCUUGUUGAUCAAUUGAAGAAGAACACACAACCAGACGGAACAAUUAAUGCGAAAACUCUUGACUCAGCAUGUUUGUUGGGCCUUGUAAGACGCCAAUAUAAGUUCACUCCUUUGAAAGAACUUAUUUCUGAUACCAACUUUGAUCAACGUAUUCCUAAGUCGCAAUGGUGGCUUAAGUUACGGCCUUUGUUGCGUAUCCUUGCAAAGCACGACUCAACCUACGAGGAAGAAGGUAUGUACAUAACGGUUGAAGAAGAAUGUGCAAACGAUGCUGCUGUUGUUUAAAGCGCUCGCUCUCUCAUCAUCUUAAUAGAGAGAAGAAAAAAAAUGUUUGAAACAUAAAUCCGCACUAAAAAAAUUAUUUUUCUUUGUGUCCUCAUUAUAUCUUAAGUUCAAAACAUUACAAGACAAAAAUUACGAACAUAAAUCAUGAAGUUUGUUGUUGCUUAUUAUUAUUUUUACUUCAUUAGUUUGUAGAUAAAUAGAGAGAAAAAAUCAUUUAUUUUUUUAUUUAUUAUAAAAUCAAUACAGGAAUGAAUGACAGUGAUGUUCUUAAGUAGAGAAAAGUUAUGAAGAAUGAAAAAGAAAAGUUUUAGUAGUUGAAAAGUUUCUAAGCAUUAUGAAUGAAACGCACACAAAUAUUUUUUUAUUUGAUAUCAUUUUUAUUUAAAUUAUUAUUUUAUCAUGUAUCGAAUCAAAAUUUUAAGUAAAAGGAAACUUACAUAAUACAUUGCAAUGCAAAGGAUGAAAACUUUUUAUUUUGAUUCUGAUUUUAAUGUCAAUCAUUAUUAUUUUUCAUGAGAAAGAGAUUUGAAAAUGAGUGUAGAUUCAUCACUUCCCUAUUUCUCGAUGAUAUUCAUUUAGUAGAUGGAUUAAAAAUUGUAGAAUCACUGAGUGACAACUGACCUCAAUAUCAACAGUCGAAUAUGAUUCCAAUCCUCAUUAUCAUCAUGACAACAUUUACUGAUGCGUAUCCGAACAUUCAUGACAAAAAUAUAAAGUUUCGAGAACUUUUGAUCACAAUAUAAGUUGGAUACGCUUCGUGAAAUGAGAACACUUAAGUAUUUCCAUUAUCCAUCACAACAUUAAUUAGUUAUCAUUGAACACAAAAUGAACAGCAAGAAAUAAAAUGAUUUUCUUGUGGACCAUAUUUUCAGAUGCAGUUACAAACUUACAGGCUUUGAAGGAACUUUAAGUUUUGAUUGAUUGAAAACCAUUUUCCCUUCCAAAUUAUUAAUGUUGGUCAAUAACUACAUGGAAGUGUGACACAAAAAAGCUUAAAAAGAAACUGCAAAUGAGACAAACAAAUAAUUGGCGUGAAAUAAUUUUUUAGUUUGUUCCAAAAGUAACAGAAAAAAUUAAUUAAAUUUAGCUUCAUUAAAGAUCCUUUUCAUCUUGAAAUGCUAUGCUAAAAUCCUUUUGCUGUUUUACUGUUAAUUGGAAAUUAUCUAUUUUGUGUCUCUCUAUUUAUGAAACGAAACAUUAACCAACAGUUUUUUAAACAUGAUCACAUGAUUUUCCAUUAAUUAGUUUGAAUUAUUACACGGUGCUUUUAUUCAAGCACAAAUUAAAUUUAAUUUAAUGUAUCAUGUGAAAAAUAUAUUCUUUCAGCUCAUGCUCAAUUGCACUUGGAGGCUUUGAAGAGUUCGGUUUAAAAUCAAAAUUAAAUGUCAUCUUAAUAAUUGUUUUUGUCUUCCUGGGUUGGAAUAUAAGUUAAAGAAAAUUAUUGUUAUUAGUUAUUCUAAUUCUCUAUUUUCUAUGUUCCUAUUCUUUCCUUCAUUCUUCUGCUUUUUAAUUGAUGACAUAAACAAACUUUUGCUUUGUUAUUCUUUAGUGCUAAAUUGAAUGGCUUUGAACCAGUAAAAACUUUAUUGUUUGAAAAUUUUUUUGAUUUAGAAAAGAAUGUUGUGAUUUCUUUGAGCUUUUGGCGACGACAAAAAAAUUUUGUCAAACAAAAUAUUUUCUUUUUGAUUGGUUUUUAAUUUAUUUCUUCCUUAUGCCUGGGGCUGCAUUAUUCUAAUCUCAGUCGCUUAUUUUUUGUUUCGAAUAAUGAAUAAAUAAAAACGUAACCCAAACCGUAAAAAGCUUUCAUUGCGUAAUGUUAACGUAUGCAAUGAUCCUUACGUUGCGUUUUUUGGAAUAUUUCAAAUAAAUUUUAUGCUGCGAUAUAAAUUAUUAAAUAAUAAAAUAAAUUUGAAGCCUUCUAGUUUCAAUUUGUGUUAUUUGUAUCUUCUGUAAUGUGCAUGGUAAAGGCUAUCAAAAAUUUUCUUGCUUGUUUCUAUUAAUUGAAUGAAUUGUUGAAUUAUACAAAAAUUCUCCACCACAUUCACUCACAAUUUUCUGAUUUUAUGUUGUAUUGUGAUAAUUCUAUUUACUGCACUUUUGUCUUGUCAAACACAUUAAAGUACAUGAACAAAUAAACGAAACUUAUUCCUUGCUUCACAUUAAAAGUCCAAGUCUUUCCUCCCACAAUUCACUUCAUGAAGAGAAAGAAAAUAAAUCAAAUAUUGUAACUUGAAGAUAGAAAAUGUUUUAUUCAAAAUAAAUAUGAAGAUAUAAAAGAAUUGAAAUAAAUUUUAUCAUUGUUACACAUAUAAUAUUUAACUGUUUUAUUAGUUUUUGACUCAUAAAAUAUCGACAGUUCCGUAUUUGGUGUCGAGUAAAUAACAAUAAGUGCCCUGAUCGUUUAGCAUUUGUUGAAGUUGAGAUUUGAGUCCGAGAAGUGAAGCGAGUCGAUAUUUUAAGCCACAAUCUGCCACCAUUCGAACAAGAUCAUUAAAAAUCUUUUCCUGCUUUGGAGUUAUUCUUGUAAGUUGUGUCAUCUUAACGACAUUCUCGAUGAUCUCAUCUGUUAAGUCAUUUCUUGCCAUGAAUUCAUUAAGAAAACUUUCAUCUUCAAGCAUCAAAUGAACAGAAAUUGCUUUGGCGAAAUCGAUGUUUGUUUCAGUAUUUUUCAUCAAUAUCAUCGUUUGAGGAACUAUCAACUCGUAAUUAGCAAAAUAUUGAAACUUUUCAAGGCUCUGUUCAGGAUUGACGAGAGAAGGGCAAAGUUUCUCUUCCUUCUCCAUUCCAACUUUAAUCAAAUGAAUUUGCACAGCGAUCAACUCACAAAAUGAUGCAAACUUAAGCGACAUAUCAAUUUUAUUUGCCAUUGUGAUGAGUUCAGUUGCAUGAAUCAUUCCAACCAAUAUUUCAUUCAAACUUGUAAUGAUUGUCUUGUCACAUUUCAAAUAUGGAAGUUCAAUCGAUUCAGGUUGAUUUGUUAAAAUUUUUCCGAUUUUCGUGAUCUUCACUUCACAAACAUCCAACAAGUUUUGUAUCUUAUCAAGAGAUUCUUGUUUCCAAAUAAUCGCCAACUCUGUGUACAUCAUGAAAUGACUUGCAGCCAUUUUAUAAUAUUCUUUGUUUGUCGGAUGAUAUUCGUUGAGAUAAUUGAGAAUUGCGACUUUCAAGCCAUCAGUUUGUUUGUCAGUAAACUGACCGAGAAGUGCUUCAAACUGAUCGUUUCGGAUGAGAAUUUCGAAGCAAUAAGACAUCUCACGAAAUCUUCCAAUGCCGCACAUUAAUUUAACAAUCAAAUUGAAAUUUUUCUUCACCGUUAAAUGAUUACAUAAAUUCUUCGCAAGGUUCAAGACUGCACCAAUUCCUUCAGUUGAACAUUCAUGACAGAAACAUUCGUGAGCUGUUGUUAAAAGCUCGACUCGAAUGAUGUUUUGUUUCUUUAAUGACAUCAUUUGUGGCGCUAACAUUCGAUUCAGAUGUUGACAGAUUAUUUCUUGUUCAGGAUUUUCUGACUUGAAUGGAAUGUCGACAGAGUCUCGUGAAAGAAUUUUGUAAUAUUUCAACAAUUCCAUGCCGAGGAGAAAAGUAUUUGUGGACAGUUCAAGAAUUAAGUGAAGAUCUUUUGAUAAACUUAAUCCCCAAAUGUCAUCAAUUGCACGAUUUUUAUUAAAACUUAUUGAAGAGAUUGUCGACUGAUUCAUGCUUUCAAGUUCUUUGUUGAACUCCACAAACCUCGUUCGAAUGAUGCAGCCAGCAAUUUCCUUCCCAAUAAACUCAGCCAUCUCUUCAUCUGUCAUUUGAAGUGCAACCAUGAUGUCGUUCAUGACAAGAAGUUUAUUUUCGCAAUCUAUUGAUGCUGCCAACUCAAGAAACUCAAAAGAAUUUUUCAUGCUUAGAAGUUCGACGUAGUUUUGGUUAAGAAACAGUGAAACUCGAUAAAUCAAAGCAAUUCUUUGUGCUUGAUCAACGCCAUGUUUCAUUUUACAGACAAGUCCUUGAAGUGCUUCAAAUGAUUCUUUAUUCUCUCGAUAACUUCGACUUUUGGACUCGUCCACGUUUGCCGAUGCCGAAAGAUGUUCUGGUGAUGAUGACAAUGAAGUUGAAACGCUGCUCGUUCGAAUUGAUCUCAAAGUUAAUCGAUUGAAUUUCUUUGACAACAAUCCAUAACUGCUGAUGGUUUUCCUUUCUUCCUUUGUUAUAUCGUAAAUGGAAUUUAUGCCUUCAGCUAUCGACAUCAUGUAAACAAGCAACUUCAAAUCUUCCGGCGCUCUUCCAAACAUUUCCUGAAUUCUCAUUACUUGAAUCACAUCACCAACAUCGAGAAGAUUAAAAAUUAAUUCAUCGAGAUGAUUCAAUUGAUUGACAUCGUCAAGUGUCUUGAAGCUGAUUGUCAAUUCUUCUAUUUUUGCAAUUGAUUUCAAUUCGUAAAGUGAGUUGUGAAUGAUUGAUUUCUCUUUAGAAAUGACUUCAUCAUAAUAUUCUGACAUUAAUGGCUUCACUUGCACAACUCCACGAGUCUUCAAUCUUAAAUAAACCAAUAUAAUUUCAUACUCCAAAGCAUCCAUCUCUUGUGAAUCAUCUUCUGGAUUGUUUCUCAAUAUAAACUUCAUCAUGUUGAAUUUCUUUUCGCAAUCUUCCAUCUCAACGAUGACAGUUUUAAGAAAUUUUAUCACAACUUCAACAUUCAGAUUAAAUUUUGUGACAUAUUUCAUGUACUUCAUGGCAUCAAAGUUUUGGUCGUUUUGAUCUUCACAACUCCACAUAUGAAUCCACCACUUGAAGACGAAGUCAGCUUUCGGCAGAUCCAGCAAAUCAGCAACUUCAAUAGCCACUUCAAAUUGAUGACUCUCAAUCAACGACUCACAAAUCGUUUCAAUAUUUCCUUUUAACGAUUUCUGAUCCAUUUCGAACAAUUCUUGGAAGUUCACUUGAAUGUUUGUUCGUUCAAGAAUCUUGUUGAGCUUCUUAAGAAACACAAAAUCGACUUUCUCACUGAACUGAGCGAGUUCUAAUCGACAUAAAGCUUCCAAAUACUUUUCCUGGUGCAAAAUCGAUUUCAAAUUCAAUUGAAGAUGUUUAAUGAUGCAACACAUUGCAAAGUUAAUCGAAUCUGUUUGUCCUUUUGCAGCAACUAAAUUGUAAUCAGAAGUUCUCAAUUUCACUAUGAAAUGUUUUAAAAUCGAAUCA